This is a messenger RNA of Ruditapes philippinarum (Manila clam), 483 nucleotides long. RefSeq lists its product as uncharacterized. The record is from RefSeq and is a predicted model, not a curated record. NCBI's taxonomy places the organism in Eukaryota, Metazoa, Mollusca, Bivalvia, Venerida, Veneridae. The transcript has a single exon. Bases 19 to 483 code for a protein of 154 amino acids.
ACGUGGCAGUCGAAAAAAAUGGAGGAAGAAAAUGAAAUGCUUUCUAGAAUAGAAGCGUUAAUAAACAGCAAGUUUGAGACUUUUGAGCAGCGUAUGAGUGACACACAGAAGGAAUUAUCUCAGUCGCAGUUAUCAGUUAUUCAAGAAAAUCUUAUGCAUGACAAUUACACGUUCAAGAAAAAAGGACAUGAACAACAGUACAGAGUUAACAGUCAAGUUAUUGACAAGCAGCGUCAUGCUGAGGCUUAUGUACAUGAGGCUAAUAGAAGUACACACUGCGAGGCUGCAGAUAACGCCAUAAGCAAGAUUUCCGAAGGUAUUAAUAUUCUUCAGCAUCGUCAGAAAUGUAUAAAGCUGGCAGACUCGUCUGAACACGGCUGGAAAGUUGUUAAUGGGUAUGAAUCGCAUCCGCUCGCAGACAAUUCUGACGAUGAGAAAAAGAUUUAUAAAGCCCAGAUGCAAGCAGAAGAACGAAAGGUUUAA